Molecule: messenger RNA, 4000 nt
Organism: Ostrinia nubilalis (European corn borer)
Lineage: Eukaryota; Metazoa; Arthropoda; Insecta; Lepidoptera; Crambidae
Product: putative inorganic phosphate cotransporter
Exons: 10
Coding region: 272-1972 (566 amino acids)
Biological process (GO): monoatomic anion transport; transmembrane transport
Cellular component (GO): membrane
Molecular function (GO): transmembrane transporter activity
Source: RefSeq, a predicted model, not a curated record
CUUUCACAUUCCCCAGUUUUUCAUAAUAAUUUUUCAAGGAAGGAAGGAUCUUUGUGUCCGAAACUAUACGAAAAUAAUCAUGUACGGAACUCUAAAAACUUUAUAACAAAGACAGCUGGUUAAGUAAAUGUGUUGGCAUAUUUGCUAUUUUAAUAAUAUGCUGCUAUUUAUUCAAGAUGUAGUAGUUUUGUUUACAUAUGAUAAUAAGCAGGCAUUUAGCAAAAUAGGUACAGUUCAUUCAGUUAGAUAUAGUGGCUGAUGAGUGUUAAUCAUGUCAAGCAAGUUGCAAGAGAAUAAUGGUUACAAAAAAGAUUAUCACACUAUAGAUCAAAAUGUGUUUGACGUUUCUAAAUGGGGAACAAGACACAAGCAAUGCGUCCUGUUGUUUUUCAUCCUGACCAUCGCCUACAGCAUGCGGUCGUGCAUGGGCGUGGCGCUGGUGGCCAUGGCGCAGCACGCUGGAGCAUCCGCGGCUAACGCAAGCGCACUCGGCGCCACGGCGGUGGCUAACGAUAGCAUCCUUGGUGCCACUCUCGCGGUUAAUGGCAGCAUCCUUGGCGCUACGCUCGCGGCCAACGGCAGCGAUGAGCUGCAGAUCAAGGGAUUCUUUAAUGUUCUACUGCUGUCGCCUCCAUACCCCAAAUUCAAGUGGAGUAAAAAAGUGCAGGACACGGUGAUAUCGGCCUUCUUCUGGGGGUACAUGGCGCUGCAGGUGCCGGGCGGCCACCUCUCGUACAAGUUCGGCUCGCGCUACUUGCUGUUCGGCGCUCUCAUGAGCAACUGUGUGUUAGCCCUGAUCUUCCCAAUUGGUUCUUAUUACGGAGGCUGGAUAUUCGCGCUAGUAUGCAGGAUGGGGCAGGGCCUGAGCCAGGCCUGCAUCCUGCCCAGCUUCCACACGAUGCUCGGCAAGUGGUCGCCGCUGGAGGAAAGAGGGAGAAUGAGUGCUAUCAUUUACGGAGGUCAAGCUCUGGGCACAGUGUUGGGGCUGCCUAUAACCGGAUUUAUAGCGUCUUCACCAAUAUUAGGCUGGCCUGGGAUUUUCCGGUUCUACGGCAUUAUGUCUGGAAUCAUCGCUGUCGUCGUGUGGUUUUUCCUAGCAGACUCUCCGGCGGUACAUAAAACCAUAUCAGUGGCUGAAAGAAGGUACAUUGAAGAAUCGUUACGACAGAAAUCUGAUAACAAGAAGCAACUGGCGGUCCCGUGGAGGAGCAUCCUGAGCAGCCGCGCCAUGCUGGCCAUCGUGGUGGCGCACGUGGGCAGCACGUGGGGGCAGGUCAUCCUGUACUCCGAGGUGCCGGCCUACAUGGACCAGGUCAUGGGGGUUAACAUCAAAGCUAACGGUUUGCUGACAGCUUUGCCGUUCUUCGUGAUGUUCUUCUUCAACUUCUUCUUUAGUUGGCUGAGUGACAUGAUGAUCGUGAAGAAAUAUUUCAGUAUUACUCACACGAGAAAGAUUGCUAACUGUAUAGCUUACGUGCCAGCCGCCAUCGGCUUCAUCGCUCUGGCCUACGCGCCGCAGAACAUCUACGUGGUGGAGAGCAUCCUGGUCAUCAUCUGCUGCUUCAAGGUCGCUGGUCACGUUGGGUUUCAUGUGAACCACAUCGACAUUUCGCCCAACUUCGCGGGCGUGAUGAUGGGCAUCAGCAACUUCAGCGCCAACGCCGUCAGCUCGUUCGCACCCAUCAUCGCGGGGCUUGUUCUGACGGACCCGACCGACAAGGAUCUUUGGAAGAUAGUAUUCUUCAUUGCGGCUGGGUUAUACUUGUUCACGAACACCGUGUACCUUCUGCUGGGCACAGCAGAGCCGGCGGACUGGAACGAGCCUGCUGAGUACGCGCGCGUGGCCGCCGGCGACGACGCGCUCGAGAACGAACCCGACAGUAUUAUGGAAACUGGUGCAGUAAACAGUGGAUAUAAGGAUGGAACUAGUGCAUACGAAGAUAGUGAAAAUAUAAAGAUGAUGAAGAUGUAGAAUAUGUAGAUAAGUUAUGAGUAGAACUUGUGAUAAUUGAAGUUUAAAGUAAGUUAGUUAAUUUCUUGGUUACAUUAACGAGUAAGUUCAUUUCCAUUUACAUUGAAAAGCUGUGAUGAUUUUUUGUAUUUGUGUGCCAACAGCGGGCGAUGUUACAAAAUAACUACGUAUUUACUUAUGUAGAGAAACUGUUAUUAGUUAGGUAUAGUUACAUUUAAUUUAUUCUCACAAAAGUUUAUAGAGCUAAGUUGUAACUUUUUAUUGCUAUAGUUGAUUCAUAUUGAUAAACCCAAACUCACUGUAUAUCAUUAUAAGCACCUUUACUAUUUAACGUGUACACCGAGCUUAUAAUGCGAAUCACUCUUGAAGACUGGACCGAUGGUGUUGCAAUUGGUGGAUACAAAAUUGCGAACUUGCGGUAUGCAGAUGAUACUACCCUAUUUGCGAGUAACGCUGACCUUAUGGAAGAAUUACUUCUCAAAAUGGAGCGCGUUAGCCUUACGUUUGGGUUGAAGAUUAACCGAUCGAAGACCAAGGUUAUGAUCGUGGAUCGCUCUAAUGAAAAUUCGCCCGAAGUGACACACAUUGCGAACUGUGACGUAGUUCAGACCUACGUAUAUCUUGGAGCUCUCAUCUCAAAUAAUGGCGGCUGCGUAGAUGAAGUAAAACGUCGUAUGGCCAUAACCAGAACUGCGAUGGAGAAGUUAAGGAAGUUAUGGAGGAAUCGCAACAUUACCAAAGCCACCAAAGUUAGACUUGUGCGAGCGCUUGUAUUCCCCAUCUUUCUUUACGUAGCAGAGACAUGGACAGUACGCGACUUGGAAAAGAGGAAGAUAGAUGCCCUAGAGAUGUGGUGCUGGAGAAAGAUGCUCGGGAUAUCAUGGACAGAGUUCCGUACCAAUGUGUCCAUACUCCAGGAGCUCGGUGUCACUCAGCGUUUAUCAACCGUAGUACAGUCGCGCAUACUGCAAUACUUCGGACAUGUCUCGAGGCGGGAUGACAACUCCAUAGAACGACUGGUCGUCCAGGGCAAAGUCGAAGGAACCCGAUCGCGUGGCAGGUCACCAAUGCGCUGGACUGACCAAGUGAAAGCAGCAGUAGGAGACGGCUUAUGUGACUGCACCAGAAAGUCUGCCAAUAGAGAGAGAUGGAGGGAGAUCGUGCGGAGAGUUGUAUCCGCCUCUACAACCGAUGUAAACAACGCCUCAACGUGACCACGACCGCUCUGCCAAGAGCGUAACGACUAAGAAGAAUAGCAGUUCUGAAUAAUAUCAAUAUUAUUAAAAUGUAAAGUAACUAUUUAUUUUACAUAGGUACCUUUAUCAAUAACUAAUUUUAAUUUAAUGCUGUUAAAACACUGUUAAACAAAUAAAGUAAAAUAAAAAUAAAAUAAUUAAAUCCUCGCAUCGCGUUAAAACCUGUUUAAAUGAAUGGAAUUGUAGAGUCGACUAAUUUUAUUAAAAUCAAUUUGAUUUAUUGUCUUUUGGUAAAUGCAAAUACCUAUAACUAUUGUAACUAAAUCCAGGAUAAGUGAAUAUUUUCGGACGCGGCUUAACAAAGUGCGUGGUGCAGGUUUUCCUUCGAGCGAGCUCGACCUCGUGCUGCAGCUCACGUGACGCGGAAUGCUUCGCAGACAGAGUUCGUAGCACGCCUUUCUACGAUUGUAACGCCUAAUUCGUAGUCACGUUUGUGUGCACAAUGCUUUAGCACCAAUCUAGAAGCGUUUGGGAAACCGUCCGUUACAAGUUAAAAAAUGGGAAAAGGACUUGCUUUUCAUGACUUUAAGACCGCACACUCGUAAUAACAUUUCCAAGAUUUACUUUGUAAAAGCCAAAACUACAUCAAGUUAACAAAUAAAGAUUGAAUUUCAAAUAAAAAUAUUUAUCCAUUCGCUUCUAGGGCACAUUUACAGCAAUGGCAUUGGCCAGGGGGUGUCGAAACUUGUGUAAUUGUUGAAUGUUUUGCAUCAGCUGCCCGGGAAAUGUCGGGCUCACGUUGUUCUCCGUGUGUUUAGCUCACGUACACCCC